AUGGUGCAACUUUCACAGUCCCCCCUCCGCCGCCCUUCACCUUCAUGCCACUCUGAGGAAGGGGAAGAGAAGAGCAUGAAGCCUGAUAAGCAGCAGGUGACUCAAGGUCCUCGAGGGGAUAACCAGCCUCCCAUGAGCCCCCUGCAGGCAGCUUUGAAUUCUGCAGCCACAGCUUCUCAGGCAUACGAGACUUACAUUGAUAAUGGACUUAUCUGCUUGAAACACAAAAUUAGGAAUAUCGAGAAAAAGAAGCUCAAGUUAGAAGACUACAGGGAUCGGCUGAAAAGGGGGGAGGUCCUCAAUCAAGAUCAGUUGGAAGCUGUUGAAAAAUAUGAAGAAGUUAUACAUAACUUGGAGUUUGCUAAAGAACUUCAGAAGACAUUUUCUGGACUAAGUCAAGAACUACUAAAAGCACAGCGGAAAGCGCAACGAAGAGAAACCUUACUGAAACUUGAAGCAGAGAAGAAAAAGCUCCGCACAAUACUGCAGGUCCAGUAUGUGCUGCAGAAUUUUACUCAAGAGCAUGUGCAGAAAGACUUCAGAAGUGGCUUGAAUGGUGCAAUAUACUUGCCUUCUAAAGAAUUAGACUACCUCAUUAAGUUUGCAAAAUUGACAUGUUCAGGAAGAAAUGAAACUGUUAGCGUUGAAGACCAAAUGGAGCAGUCAUCACUCUGUUUCUGGGACCUGCUAGAAGGCAGUGAAAAAGUAGUGGUCGGGACAACCUAUAAGCAUCUGAAGGAUUUGUUAUCUAAACUGAUAGAUUCUGGAUAUUUUGAAAACAUUCCUACACCUUGCAACAAACCAGAAAAAGAGGAAUUGAAAGAAGAAAUGCUUGAAAAACCCAAACAGUUGUCAAAACCAGAGUCUGUCAAUGAAAUAGAAUCUCAAAGGCAGCAUGUUCAAUCUGAAAUACAACCUCAAGAAUUUCUUAAUAGGCGCUAUUUGCCUGAAGCAGACUGUACUGUCAAGUCUGAAGGAACCAAACACUGGGAAAUAGAACAUGCUGUAAAAAGUGAUCCCCCCAAGUCCUGGGAAAUGCUGGUUGAUGCUGAAGAACAGGAACAGAAAAGGCAAAAUCCAGAAUCCAUGAAAUCAUUGGAAUCUGUUAAUCAAGAAGGGAAGAAGAAGCUGGAACUUUCGCGGCCUUGGGAAUCGCCUCUUCAAGAAGUUGAUGAUCAUAAACAGAAUGUUCCAAAGCCUUGGGUGGCCCCAGUUAGAGAAGAGCAGGCCUCUUCCAAAUCCUGGGUCACAAAAGAGAAAGAAGAGCAGGAACCAAAGCAAGAAGGUCCCAAGCCUUGGAUAACUAAAAGUAAAGGAGGAUUGGAACAAAACCAGGAAAAGCCAAAAAAGUGGGUGUCUCAAACUAAUAUGGAAACUUUGAAAAAAACAGAACCUUUGAAGCCUUGGGAUGCACGUGUCCGAGACGAGAUGGAACAAAAGAAACAGCAAACUGAAAAGCCAUGGGUCGGACAUACAGGAGAAGAGGCUGAGCAAAAAUCUCAGCCUCCAAAAGUUUGGGAAAAAUCUGAGAGAUCACAGCAAGUGGUCCAGCAGCCAUUACAGAAUCCUCCUAAGAUCUGGGGAGUUGGGAAUCUUGUACCAAAGGAUCAGACUGAGCUAAAGAAGCUUGACGGGGAACUAAAAGAAGUGAGUUGGUAUAAACCAGGGGUCCCCAACCACCGGUCCGGGGACCGGUACCGGUCCGCGGAACAAGCUGGAAAGACAGGUGGAAUAAAUGAACACAGCAUUGAUGCAUCAAAGAAAAAAGAGAGCUUUCAGUCAAUUGGAGAAUCAUGUAAAUUACCCAGGAAUAUCCAAAAUGUCAUGCAGGUAGCUAAGCCCGUGCACCAAACAGCUGCAGAGUUUUGCUCUACUUCUAGUCUGCCAAAGGAUCCAGUACUCAGAAGGGAAAAACUGCAAGAUUUGAUGAUUCAAAUUCAGGGGACUUACAACUUCAUGCAAGAAUCACUUCUGGAUUUUGAUAAACCUUCACAAAGUGCUGGCUGUUCAUCACAAGCCUCUUCUGUUGAUUCUUCUGCUUCUAACGAACAACUUUCAAGCCAAAAUGACUUCCCUGAACAAGUAAUGCAGAGUGCUUCUUCUCCCGUGACUUUGAAUGGAUCAAACACUUCCUUAGUUUCUGAUAACACCUUGUCUGGAUCAGAAACUGAACUUCAUUCACCACAAGUUCCUACUCCACUUUCAAGUGAAUCACAGACUCCACUGACACCCUCAAGAACUACCGUGUCCCCAGUACAUCAAGGGAACGUUUUUCAAUCUCCUCCAUCAAGUAGUAGUGCUGUUAAUGUAAAAGCACCUCCUUUUCAGGCUAUGCAGACUGUGUUCAAAGUGAAUGCACCUUUGCCACCUCGUAGAGAGCAGGAUGCAAAAGAGAAUUCUCUGCACCCCACAGGAUACAGUCAGAAUUUUUCAACAGCAAGCACACAGACGCCACCCCCAUGUAAAUUGCCAUCCACUCAAAAUGCGGAACAAACUACUUUUUCACAAGAGACUCUUUCAAAUGCAGGUACUUGCCAGGCUGAGGUAGCUGUUCCUGUCAGCAAUGGUACCCUCACUUUUUAUGCAGCACAGACAGCCACUUUUCCUAGACCAUCGCAGCCUUUUAUCGGAAGCCGUGGAUCUAUCAGAGGUUCUCUCAGGGGUGUAAGAUCGAUGACUAAUUCUUAUCGCUCUCCUGGUGGAUAUAAAGCAGGUUUUGAAGCUUACAGAGGAUCGCCUUCAAUCCCUAACGGAACCUAUAGCCAAUUACAGCUUCCUGGCAGAGAUUACUCUACAGUGCAGUAUUCUCAGAGGGAAAUGAAUUACCAACCAAACUAUAAGCGAGGAGGUAUUAAUAGUGGUCGAACUAAUUCAAGAGGAUGGAACGAUUCUUCUCAGGUGAGCAGUCCAGAGCGUGACAAUGAGAUGUUUAACACUGGGGAGACUGGGCAGGGUGAUUCCCGCAGCAUCACUCCUGUUGAUAUACCUGUGACAAGCCAAGCAGCCACCCUACUACCUGUUCACGUCUACCCCCUCCCACAGCAGAUGAGAGUUGCCUUUUCUGCUGCUAGAACUUCUAACUUGGCUCCUGGAACUUUAGAUCAACCCAUCGUAUUUGACCUCUUGUUAAACAAUCUUGGCGAAACCUUUGAUAUACAACUUGGUAGGUUCAAUUGUCCUGUUAAUGGUACUUAUGUAUUCAUAUUCCAUAUGUUGAAGCUAGCUGUGAAUGUACCAUUAUAUGUGAACCUCAUGAAAAAUGAAGAGGUUUUAGUCUCUGCGUAUGCCAAUGAUGGUGCUCCAGAUCAUGAGACUGCAAGCAACCAUGCAGUCCUCCAGCUCUUUCAAGGAGACCAGAUUUGGCUACGCCUUCAUAGAGGAGCUAUUUACGGAAGUAGUUGGAAAUAUUCUACCUUCUCAGGAUAUCUCCUGUAUCAAGACUGAACAUUAAGCUGCUCCAACUGUUUGGUGAAGGAAGGUGAAAACUGGUGGGCUAGUUUCACAUUGCAUACUGAACACUUAAACACGCCAUUGUAAAGUGGGAAAAUGGUGAUCUUGCAAUGAGUUGGAGUUGGAUCAGCACUGAUGUGGCACUUUAUCAGUUGUGAUAUAGCCUUGAUAGUAAAGCUCUGAAUGUUAUGUUUGCACUUACUCUUGAACUGUAAUUUAUCAGCUUACUAUGCUACUCAAAUUUGCCUCAA
Messenger RNA from Notechis scutatus (mainland tiger snake), 3701 nucleotides. NCBI's taxonomy places the organism in Eukaryota, Metazoa, Chordata, Lepidosauria, Squamata, Elapidae. The record is from RefSeq and is a predicted model, not a curated record.